This is a messenger RNA of Drepanopeziza brunnea f. sp. 'multigermtubi' MB_m1, 1083 nucleotides long. RefSeq lists its product as uncharacterized. NCBI's taxonomy places the organism in Eukaryota, Fungi, Ascomycota, Leotiomycetes, Helotiales, Drepanopezizaceae. Gene Ontology annotation, molecular function: DNA binding, bending. The record is from RefSeq and is a predicted model, not a curated record.
AUGGGCCGCGCAAAGAAGUCCGAAGAGAAGCCCAAGGAGUCCAAGGAUGGACCAACUCUGCAGAUUGAUGUUGAUCACUUCGUGCGCACCAGAGACUCGGUCGUCAGCGGUCUCGCGACUCUUCAAGAUGCGAUCCAAACCCUCUCCUCCGCCUACAUCAAGCACACCAAUACCGUCCUGGUCGGGCACGGCGCCGGUCUCGACGUGGAUACUACCCUGGCCAAGCUCGUCGAAAAUCCCCUCCUGAAAGAUAUGGAGGAGAGUGCGGAUCGCGCCGCCAGCCCGGCCAAGUCGGUCGUCGUCGCUGCCGAGCCCGAGAAGAAGGAGCGCAAGAAGAGACUGCACGACCCCAAUGCGCCGAAACGCCCGCUCACCCCCUUCUUCCUCUACAUGAAGACCGCCCGUCCGAUCAUCGCCAGUGACCUUGGACCAGAUGCUGCCAAAGGCGCCGUCAGCACCGAGGGGACCAAACGGUGGUCUGUGAUGGAUGCUCAUCAGAAAUAUCUCUGGGGCAAUGUCUACAAAGACAACCUCCGCCUCUACAAUGCUCGAAUGCACGCGUACAAGCAGGGUGGCAAUGUAGCCGCCAAAGACAUGACCGACGCUGAAGCUCUUGCCUACGCCGAGGAGCACAACAUCGGCAUCAACCCCUCCGACGUGCCGAGCCUCGAUCCGGCCGCAGCUGUUCCAGAGGAAGACGCCGAAGCCGAAGCCGAAGCCGAAGCCGAAGCCGAAGCAGAAACCGGUGCCGAUGCCGAUGCCGACGACGAGCCUGAGAAAGAGCCCACUCCUCCCCCCAAGACCCCCAAGGCGAAGAACACCCGCAGAAGCAAGGGCGGCAAGAACAGUACCCCCGCUGCCGCUGCCGCUGCCGCUGCCGCGUCCCCCGAGGCGAUCAUGCCCCCGCCCAGCGCCAGCAGCAUCGCGCCGCCCAAGCCCGCCGAGAAGGAGAAGAGCCCGGAGAAGAAGCGCAAGCGGGGCAGCAAGAAGGAAGAGGAGAAGGUGGUGGUCGAGGAACCGGCAGCCGAGACGCCGAAGAGCGCGCCGAAGCCGCGGAAGAAGAAGACCAGGUCUGAUUCGUAA